Molecule: messenger RNA, 1821 nt
Organism: Cucurbita moschata (crookneck pumpkin)
Lineage: Eukaryota; Viridiplantae; Streptophyta; Magnoliopsida; Cucurbitales; Cucurbitaceae
Product: ribulose bisphosphate carboxylase/oxygenase activase, chloroplastic
Exons: 7
Coding region: 171-1607 (478 amino acids)
Cellular component (GO): thylakoid; chloroplast stroma
Molecular function (GO): ribulose-1,5-bisphosphate carboxylase/oxygenase activator activity; ATP hydrolysis activity; ATP binding
Source: RefSeq, a predicted model, not a curated record
ACUUCCACUACCAUUGCCCACACCGAACUUUGAACUCCCCAAAGUUCUAUCAUUUUUACUGCAAAAAUAUCGUCUUCCUCUUCCAUUUGCUUCAAUUUGAAACUCUUAAACACUCCAAACUUCUCUCCUUCAACUCGGUUUCUUUCUUUCAUUCCUUUCUCUUGAAUCCGAUGGCCACCGCGCUCUCCACCGCCGGAGCUGUCAACAGAAUUCCGGUGAGUUUAAAUGGCGCCAUCUCCGGAGCUUCAGUUCAGAGCUCUGCAUUCCUAGGCAGCAGCUUGAAGAAAGUGAACUCUAGAUACCCCAAUUCAAAGGUCUCUUGGGGAAGCAGCUUGAAGGUAGUAGCUGUUGCUGAAGAAAUUGAUGAAAAGAAGCAAACUGACAAGGAUAGAUGGAAGGGGCUUGCUUAUGAUAUCUCUGAUGAUCAGCAAGAUAUCACCAGAGGAAAGGGACUGGUUGACUCACUCUUCCAAGCUCCUACUGGAGCAGGAACUCAUGACCCUGUUCUUAGUUCUUAUGAAUAUUUGAGUGCUGGACUUCGUCAGUACAAUUUAGACAACAAUGUGGAUGGCUUUUACAUUGCUCCUUCCUUUAUGGACAAACUAGUUGUUCAUAUCUCUAAGAACUUCAUGAAACUUCCCAAUAUCAAGGUUCCUCUGAUUUUGGGUGUUUGGGGAGGCAAAGGUCAAGGAAAAUCCUUCCAAUGUGAACUUGUUUUGGCCAAGAUGGGAAUCAACCCCAUUAUGAUGAGUGCAGGGGAAUUGGAGAGUGGAAAUGCAGGGGAACCUGCAAAACUGAUUCGACAGAGAUAUCGUGAAGCAGCAGACAUUAUCAAGAAAGGGAAAAUGUGUGUUCUCUUCAUCAACGAUCUCGAUGCAGGAGCUGGUCGUCUUGGUGGCACUACUCAAUACACUGUGAACAACCAGAUGGUUAACGCUACCCUCAUGAACAUAGCUGAUAAUCCAACCAAUGUUCAGCUCCCUGGUAUGUACAACAAAGAGGACAACCCUCGUGUUCCCAUCAUUGUCACGGGUAACGACUUCUCAACACUGUAUGCUCCUCUCAUCCGUGAUGGUCGUAUGGAAAAAUUCUACUGGGCACCUACUCGGGAGGAUCGAAUUGGUGUCUGCACAGGAAUCUUUAGGAGUGACAAUGUUCCUAAAGAAGACAUUGUCAAGCUUGUUGAUACCUUCCCUGGCCAAUCCAUAGAUUUCUUUGGUGCCCUGAGGGCAAGAGUAUAUGACGAUGAAGUGAGGAAGUGGGCUGCUUCAGUCGGAGUUGAAAAUAUUUCUAAGAGGCUCGUCAACUCAAAGGAAGGACCACCGACGUUCGAGCAGCCAAAGAUGACCUUAGAGAAGCUUCUCGAGUAUGGGAACAUGCUCGUUCAGGAGCAAGAGAAUGUGAAGAGAGUCCAAUUGGCUGACAAGUACUUGAGCGAGGCUGCUCUUGGUGAUGCCAAUGAAGACUCUAUAAAAAGUGGAGCAUUCUACGGCAAAGCCGCUCAGCAGGUGAAUUUUCCUGUCCCUGAAGGCUGCACAGACCCUAAUGCAGAGAACUUCGACCCAACUGCUAGGAGUGAUAAUGGAAGUUGCAAUUAUGAAUUAUAAGCAAUCAAGAAGGGAUGUGCACAGAAUUUUCCGCACAGAAAGCUCAACCAAGAUUUCAUUAAAUUUAUUUGAAGGGUGUCUCCUUCCAUGGUUUGCAUAUACAGCUUUAAUUUGAUCAAUCUAAAUCAUAAGUCGGCCUAAACGCGUUGUAAUCUGCAAAGCUACUUGACUUGCUCAAUUCUAAGAUACAGUGGACUAGUGACCUACUCUACUA